CUCUUGAAGGAGCACCCAUCUGCUGUACUUGUUAUAACCCCAUCCAUCUUCCCUUCUUCGGAAGGAAGAAUCUCUCUCUCUCCCUCCUCAAAUUUAACAAUUCUCACUCUGUUCUCUCACAGCUUUUCUUCUUGGCCUAAAUAAUCCAUCUCUCUCUGUUACUCAACAAUUCUCCUUCUUCUGAGUGAUGGGUGUGAGCUGCUGCAGGUGCUCCCACACUUCCCACAUCACAGAGAUCAUCAUCACCAGCUUCUUUCGCCACAAACCCUAAAAUUAUUGUUUAAUUUCUUGAUUCUGGGUCUUUUUGAUUGCUUGCCGACGGCAGUGCUGGCACAGUAAAAAACCUGUUUUAGCUGGAAAAACUUCUAUGAUUAAAAGCAUGGCUACUGGUGGUCGUGUUGCUGGUUGUUCUGGUUCGAAUUUUUCUGCUUUGCUCCAAAACCAACGAGGCCCUUGUGCUACUUCUCAGCCUCUUGAUCCCUUUUUCCUUACUGGGUCUUCUUCUUCCUUUCUAGGCUCAAGAUCCAUGGUGAGCUUUGAGGAUGUUCAUCAAGUAAAUGGAUCAACCCGGCCUUUUUUCCGCACUUUUGAUCAAGAUGAGAAUGGUGAUGAUGAAUUGGAUGAGUAUUUUCAUCAACCUGAAAAGAAAAGAAGACUUUCCGUUGAUCAAGUUCAUUUUCUUGAAAAAAGUUUUGAGGUUGAGAACAAGCUGGAACCUGAAAGGAAAAUCCAGCUUGCAAAGGAACUUGGCCUACAGCCUAGGCAGGUUGCCAUAUGGUUUCAAAACCGCAGGGCAAGAUGGAAGACAAAACAGCUGGAGAAAGAUUAUGAGGCAUUGCACACUAGCUAUAACAGCCUUAAGGCUGACUAUGAUGCACUACUCAAGGAAAAAGAUAUACUCAAAGCUGAGGUUAGUCUCCUCACAGACAAGAUGCUUCUCAGAGAGAAGGGAAAUUUGGAAUUGUCUGAUAAAGACACAUUAUCUCAAGAACCACCCAAAAAUCCAAUUGGUGAUUCAACUUCAGAGGGUGAAGUAUCAAAAGUUUCAAUUGUGGCUUGUAAGCAGGAAGACAUCAGCUCAGCCAAAAGCGAUAUAUUUGAUUCAGACAGCCCACAUUACACUGAUGGGGUUCACUCUUCACUGUUAGAGGCUGGUGAUUCUUCAUACGUUUUUGAACCAGAUCAGUCAGAUUUAUCCCAAGAUGAAGAAGAUAAUUUAAGCAAGAAUCUAUUGCCAUCAUAUGUCUUUCCAAAGCUUGAAGAUGUUAAUUACUCAGAAGCAGCUGCAAGUUUUGAAGAUCAUGCAUUCUGGUGCUGGUCAUACUAAGUCAGUCUAGGCAUUUGUGUAUCUUUGUGGUCUGUCUUCUGGAUCAAUGGUCGGUGCAAGGGUAAUUGCAAAUAAAUAAUAAAAUCCAAAGAAUGGCACCCAAAUCCAAAUGGGAUUUCUGGGUUUUGCUUGCAUAUGGAAAGCUGGUAUUUACCCCUCUGUAAUCUUGAUUUUCUAAGGGGUUUUAGAGUUCAAUGGAACUUUCAUCUACGGCUGUAAUUAAAUAAUGUCUUUUCAUUAGUAUAAAUAAAGCUUGAAAUGUUAUGCAA
Messenger RNA from Manihot esculenta (cassava), 1596 nucleotides. Its product is annotated as homeobox-leucine zipper protein HAT5. Gene Ontology annotation, cellular component: nucleus. Bases 368 to 1327 code for a protein of 319 amino acids. The record is from RefSeq and is a predicted model, not a curated record. NCBI's taxonomy places the organism in Eukaryota, Viridiplantae, Streptophyta, Magnoliopsida, Malpighiales, Euphorbiaceae. Gene Ontology annotation, biological process: positive regulation of DNA-templated transcription. Gene Ontology annotation, molecular function: DNA-binding transcription factor activity, RNA polymerase II-specific; sequence-specific DNA binding. The transcript is spliced from 3 exons.